AUGAACCGCGUUGAUUUAAUCGCAGAAAUUAACCGGAUCGGAUGGUCAACACCGUUCGCCCGUCAUUUAAUAAUCACUUGUGGCAUGAUCUUCUUUACCGCAGGCUAUGUUGUGAGUUCUGGGAACCUCCUCCCCCUCGCACUACCAACAGUCUACAGCAGCGCUAAUUAUAAAAAUGCCGAGGCCGCUAAGAUAUCUCUUUGUGUGGGCAUGCUCAUCGGACAAUUGGUCUUUGGGGUGAUUGGAGAUUUAUACGGAAGACGAAGAGCAUGCAACUUAACCUUAAUGCUCAUAUUGGCCGGCACGUUGUCGAGUUGUGUUUUGGGGGAUGGCCCUGGUUUGCGGAUCACCACUAGUUUGGUAAUAAUUCGAGGCCUUCUGGGUAUCGGCAUUGGUGGGACAUAUCCCACAGCUAUACUUACGGUUUCAGAGUUCGCUCCGACCGAUCAAAGGCCAACAAGGCUGGCCACUAUUUUCCUGGCAUAUAUAUGCGGUUCUUUCACCGCGCUUUCAAUAUCUGCUGCGGCCCUGGCCGGAUCAAAUCAAAUUGAUAGCAUAUGGCGCCUCGUUAUUGGCCUUGGUCUUGUUCCCGGAAUUACGGCUCUUGGACUUUGUCGACUGCGGCGAAUUCCAGAAACUCCAUAUUAUAAGGCGGACGUCGAACGCGAUUUCGUUGCAGCCAACGAGAUCGUUGAUUACGCUCUAGAAAAAAGAAAGCACCUGAAUAGACGCGACCCAGUACGAUACAACGGGGGAAUACUAUUAUGGAGUAGGGGGCUUUUCCGCUACAUGCGCAAAGAUUUCCGGACAUAUGUUGCGAUAUGUGGCGCUUGGUUUAUUGUAGAUGCGGCCGCAUAUGGCUAUCGUUCGGAUAUCCGGCUGAGGGAUAUCAACCUCAACCAGAAUGUUGGGGAACAGGAUAUUCACAGCUUGUUAAUGCAAGUUAGCACUAGUAGUGUUAUUCGUGUGUCCCUUGGUUCUAUAUUAGGGGCCUCGGCGACUCUCAUCUACUUCAUAUACUAUUCAUCGCGCAAAGCGAUAAUGUAUUUUGGAUUUGUUGCAUCGGCCAGUCUGUUUGUCGUUUUCGGAUUCUUCUCGGGCCAGGUGGGGAACAUCCCCUAUUUAACUAUCUCUACGAUGGUGAUGUUUGUCCAGAAUUUUGGGCCUAAUGCGCUAACAUUUAUUGUCGCUGCGGAACUGUGGCCCACACAAUACCGUUCAACUUCCUACGGGAUUGCGGCUGCGAGUGGUAGAUUAGGGACCAUUACCACAUACACCAUCUUUACAUGGUUUUCUGUGGAUGGCGACAAGACUUUAAUAGGGCCUCUUAGUCUUGCUAUCCUUAUGAUGUUUGGCCUCGGUAUCACAAGACCAAUAGAUCAAGAGUCGAUAACAACAAAGUACGAUCGGGCUAGGACAGUGUCGGCAAAAAUGUAA
This is a messenger RNA of Paraglomus brasilianum, 1437 nucleotides long. The record is from the annotation of a GenBank genome assembly. NCBI's taxonomy places the organism in Eukaryota, Fungi, Glomeromycota, Glomeromycetes, Paraglomerales, Paraglomeraceae.